Molecule: messenger RNA, 2046 nt
Organism: Trichoderma asperellum CBS 433.97
Lineage: Eukaryota; Fungi; Ascomycota; Sordariomycetes; Hypocreales; Hypocreaceae
Source: RefSeq, a predicted model, not a curated record
AUGGUCCCAAAACUUCGUACGAAAACCAAUACUCGUGCCAGAGUGCAGAGGGCACCGACCAAGUUCAGUGAACUAGAGGUAACGCCCAGUCGACCCAAUGAAAAGCACCAUCCUCCUUCCAAGGGUGACAAAGAAAAUUUGCUGCUCUCUCAGGAAAAUAGAGAUGAGUGCUAUCUGGAUGACCACAAUAUCGGAGACUCAGUUUUCGACGAGACACAAGACAUCACGAACACGGCUUCAUUUGCAUGGUCGGACGCUGGCUCCACCAAUGUAACCCGUCGCAGCACCCCAGCUCCCCCGGAUGACUUCCCAAUCGAAGAGUUUUGGGACUUUGAUGAUGAGGACGAUGAAGUAAUUGAACAGAUGUUUAGCCAGGAUCCCAAAAAUAAAAACCUGCCUGACACUGUGCCUCUCCAAGAACCCUCGCCCCAUGUCGACUUCUCGGAAACUGCGUCUACCAUUCGCCGCAGUUCGCCUUUUCUGACAAGUGAUGCGCGAAAAGACAUUUGGGAUUUUUCUGAUAGUCUAUCAGGAAGCGACUCACCUCCAGAGGAGAUUAAAACCGGCCAAUCAGAGAAAAUUUGUCUCGAGCCGAAUCCUAGAUCACAAAAAAUAGCGAUUGAUGACAUAUAUGAUGCCACGCCGAAGAAAGAUGCGAUGCCAGCUCAGGUAAAGACUGCAGUUGAAUCGAAGGCUAUGAAGUCAAAGACUGUCAGUGUCAUGCAAGAUCAUUCCACUGCGGCGGCCAUGCAUUCAAAUUUUGAGACUACUAGCCAACCAUCUUUGCGUGCCUCUGCAAAGAACAAAAAACACCUUCAGAAGGCAAAAGAGCCCAUCCGGUUUGAUCCGGUGACCCAGGAGAUUGUUGAUAUACCCGUAUCCAAGAAGAAAAACCCACCUCCAAAACGAUCCAUCGUAAGUGCUCUACAAGAAUCUGCAAAGGGAUCGAGCUCUCCGUUUGUCAGCACCAAAAAGGCAUCUCGAAAACAAGCUCCCAAGCAAAAACAACCCAAAACUCAGCCUGCAAAGAAGCGCAAGCCCGAGGCGGAGACAGCCCAACACGACUCACCCAGCGUCGAUAUUUUGAAGAGCAGUCCCGUGCAGAUUGUCAUGGCCGGUUCUGCAGAAGUCUCACCAGAUUUGCGCCCUGUUCAUCAUGAGAGCAAGGCGAUGGAAAUCCAACCCAUCUGCGCAGAGGAUAUUCCUGGUCCAAAGCACAAGCAAAACGAGCACCUUCAUCAAACGUCACUCGCCAUGAACGAAGCCAGUAAUGGGCCCGAAUCACUCUCCAUUCGUGCUCCUGCCAAGAGAAGGAAAGUAUCUAGACAGUUUACCAUUUCUGAAAUGGGCAGCCCCGUUGUUGCAAGAGAUGCUGCACCUAUGAAAAAAGCUGGCCCUGCCAUACCUGAGCUGGAUCCAUUAAUGAUGGAGAGCACAAACCCGGUGGUAGCAGUACAGCGUCCAUCUUUUUUGAGGACUGCCUCGGGGGACAAACUGUACGGACAGCAGUCGGAUAAUGUUGUUGGAAGCAUUGAUGGCAAUGGCCCAUCAAGAUGGCUCCGCAGGGUGGACGAGCAAAAGCCGUCCCUAAAGCGUAACUCCAGCACGGGAAGAAACUUUCACGAUAACAUGAUUGAGAGUUUCCUGCAAAAUACCAAACCACCGCAAGGCCUUCAAGAUCGCCGGCUAGAUGAGGUGAUCCACCAUGGCCAAGUUUAUAAUCAGAUUUGUCUCACGGUGAACCAACUUAUGGUUCACCUGGAUGGAAAGAAAGCGGCCGCCUCUAAAAUUGUGGAAGCAUACCAUGCUGGCGGGACGUCUUCGAUAACGUAUAUGCAGCAGCAGUGUUUGUAUGACUGCCAGAGAGUGGUGGCCACAUUUCGCAGACAUGGUGCACUAUUUGACAAAAAUCUACAAGCUGCCAAGGACGCCAUAAAGACUCGUAGGCGGGCUCGAGCCAGGGUAGUGGGCGAGCUUGAUGAGCUGUUGAAGUCGCGUAAUCAGGCUUAUGGCAAAGCAGGUUCGAACCUUGGAGCUGUUGUUUGA